ACAUCCUAUCGACCAAAACGUUAACGGUUUCGAGGCUCCUAAGCUGAUCACGGCACGCGCCUCAGCGGCGUUGAUCGUUGAUAAUCUUUUCAGUGGGGCGGUAUCGCCACUGUACACGGUUGAUCGUCGUUACCCAAAAAAUUUCAAAAAAUUAAAAUAUAACACAAAACAUAAUCCGCAACCGUGGGCACGCGUCGAAAACCAUCUAGAUAACGUCGUCGUAAGUAAAUCAAUUAUGAAUCCUAAAGACCUGUGUGAUAUUGAUGAUUUAGCCACAUCUCUAGUUGUUGAUGUUUUUCUUGGGUUUAAUACACACAAAAUGGAUGUAAAUUAUAAAGAAAUGUAUACAUGUAAAUCAGAUUUAAAACCUAUUAUUGAAGAUUUUAUACAAAAUCAACAAAUGAAAAAAGCUUUAAAUGCUUUAUGGAAUAAAAAGUGUAUACCUAGUCAUUUAUUCAAAGGGUCCUAUAAAAAAUUAGUCCGAGACCAUAUUGAAAGGUAUUUAGGUAUAUUCUACAGAGAUUCUGGUUUUAAAAUUGAACCAUGUCAUAGAUAUUCAUUAGAAAAUAAAGUAGGAGCCAAAAUAACUGCCUCGAGAUUUUGGUUUAGAGGUGACAUUAUUAAACAAUUAGUUGGGUCUGUAGCUGAGCUAACAGAAGAAGAAGAAGAUGAAAUCUUACAUAUUGGUAAGAAUGAUUUUUCAGUGAUGUAUAGUUGCCGCAAAAAGUGUGCUCAACUUUGGCUUGGUCCUGCAGCAUAUAUUAACCAUGAUUGCCGAGCAAACUGUAAAUUCGUAGCUAAUGAUAAGGGAACUGCUUGUGUUAAAGUACUCAAAGAUAUUGAACCUGGUGAAGAAAUAACAUGCUUUUAUAGUUCAAAUUUCUUUGGUGAAAAUAAUAUUUACUGUGAAUGUUAUUCAUGUGAAAAAUUUUGUACAGGGGCUUUUAAAACCAAGGAAGAAAAACCAAACCCAGGAAGAUAUAAUUUUAGACAGACUAAUGGUCGAAUCAAUUCUUAUCGGUCUCCAACUAGAAGUAAAAAAAUUAAGGAACCCAAGACACCAAAAAAGAAUAAAAGCACAAUUUUGGAACCUGUAACUCCAAAUAAAUAUCCUGAAGCUGAUAAGGGUGAAGCCUUGCUGGGAUCUCCAUACACGAAAAUAAUUCAAAAAACAAGAGGUUUAGAUUUAGAUAAGACAUCUAAAUAAUGAAUAAAAAAAAUAAUAAUUUUUUAUUUUAACCAAAAUGUUAAAAUAUUGUUAUAAAAAUUUAUUAUAACAAUAUUACUACAUUAUUUAGAAUAAAAUAAAAUAGUUUAUCAUUUUCAAAAUGCUCAAUUUAGUGUUUGACCAAGUUUUUCUAAGCUUAACUUAUGUAAUUUUAACAGUUUUUACAGCUUUAACAAUACCUUUUUUUUAAGUAUUCAUCUUAAACAGAGGUGGCCAACCCAAAUGAUCUUGCGGGCCACUUUGCAAUUACAUUUUGAUGCUGUGGACCACAUAAAAAAUUUUAUUAGAAUUUUGCUCCAAUAUUAAACAAUUUGGAGUAAACAUUUUAAACAGGAUUAACUAUAA
Messenger RNA from Sipha flava (yellow sugarcane aphid), 1573 nucleotides. It is a transcript of the gene Hmt4-20, whose product is annotated as histone-lysine N-methyltransferase KMT5B. The record is from RefSeq and is a predicted model, not a curated record. The transcript is spliced from 2 exons. NCBI's taxonomy places the organism in Eukaryota, Metazoa, Arthropoda, Insecta, Hemiptera, Aphididae. Gene Ontology annotation, molecular function: histone H4K20 methyltransferase activity; protein binding. Bases 236 to 1207 code for a protein of 323 amino acids. Gene Ontology annotation, cellular component: nucleus.